AUGCCCAAACCGCUGGGGCCCACUGGCUUCGGCGAACGCGAAUUGGCACGAAAAAAGGCCGAGAGAGCGAAGGAAAAUUACAAGCGAAAACACGAUGGUGACAACAACGACAAUGACAACAGCACGACGGCAAAAUUGAAGAAAAGCAAACAAAAUUUCCAAGCCGCCGCAAAGAGCAAAUCGUCUGUUGCCUCCUCCGCUGGCAGCAAAAAUAAUGCCGAAAUAGUUGGCUUUUGCGAUAUCUGCUGCAUGAAUGAAAAAUACAAGCAAGAGCAAGGCUUGGUCAUGUGGAAAUGUCGAACGUGUGGCGUUUGUGUCCAUGGCCAUUGCUACGCUGGACUCGACGAUCCUAGAAAGAGCUCGCCAAUGCCUGACUUUGAGUGUAAAGCGUGCGAGUCUGUCGGAAAGUCGUUCAAAGUGCGAGAAAUUCAGCCGUUUACUGGAGAGCGGUUGGUGGUAUCACAAGAUGAGCGUCCACGUGAAUGUUGCUUGUGCUCUGUGGAGGAUGGAAUAAGAGCCAUGCAUCCUGUCUAUGACCAUCAUGGACCCAAGGGACGCCAGAUUUACCUGCCAGCAAAUCCAGAAGAAGGGAGACCACGACGCUUGGCGUGGUGUCACACAAUGUGCGCCCAGUUGUCUUCUCGCUCGGUGUGCAUUUUUGCUUGCCUGGAGGAUGGAUCUUAUGAUGCCGGCGAUGAAGAGGAAAACGAUCUAUUGCCCGACGACGAAUCGGAUAACUCUGACCUGGAUCGUGAGGAGGACGAAGACCAGGGGAUUGGCCAUUGGGUUUAUUGGGGAUACUUGCAUCGGCAACUUGGGAAAGAAAAGACGCAUGGAGAUGACUGGACCAAAGAGAUGCACAACCAAAAGAUGAAAACUGGGAACUGUAUCUUCUGCGGCAAAGACGACAAAAAAAUGGUCGAUUUGAAUGGCCACAAUGUGUAUCAGUCGCUUCGAGUUCCUCUCCAAUGCAGCGCCAACAAUGUAGAAGCGGGUCGGCGGGAACUCUUCAAAUUCCGAAAAACCCAUCGGGUUGACGAACCUUGCAGUCAGCCACUACAUCCUGGGUGUGCCAUGUGGGGUCGCAACGACGAUGGUGAAUACAGCAGAGCACGACGUGCCUGGUUUCUUCCUGGAAUGACUGGCGAUCAAGACGAUGUGAUGGAAUGCUAUUGUGACAUGCAUGCUCUUGAUCUGUUCAAAUCGAACCAGGAAGGAUGUGAUAUGGAAAAGAAAGUCCCUGGGCCAUUUGCAACUAUUGUGGGGUCGCCAACGAAGAAAAAAUCCCCAACGUCACGCAAUGCAAUCCGGUUGCUUGAUUCCGAUUCGGAGUCCGAUGAGGAACGAGGGCAGUAUAUUAGACAAGUACCACGACGUCGGUUGGGCCAAGCAGGGCGUACUAAAGUGACAGCACGUGAACCAAAGGCUACAAGCAAAGCAAUCUCAAAGAAGGCAGCAAGUUCGGGUAAGCACGAAAAGGCCAAGACCAGAGUGGUACCAAAGAAGAACAAGAAGAAUACUGUCGACCCUCUGGCUGGUAAUAAUCUAGUCAUUGAGGCCGACACAAACCAGAGACGACUGCAACAACGACAAACAGCAGGAGAUGCCAAGCAGAUCAUGAAGAAGAAGCAUGGAAGGCUUGUGGAAAAGCGAAACAGCAACACUGCAACGGAUCGUACUGUGGCUUCAGCAAAGGAAAGUGCUGGAGAAGUUGAUGUCGAUGACUUUGCCUUUGCGCAAAGACUGCUGAAAACAUUGUGGAAACUCAAAGAGAAAUGUGAAGCCAAUGGAAAAGCUUGGGAUGCAACUGUCACUGCUGGGGUCCGAGUGAAGCAACUGAAGGAAUACAUGCAAAAUGGCGAACGAGAAGCCUUUCGGAAAAUCUGGGAACACGUCAUGAAGGCGGUAAACAAUGGCAUUCGAAAACUCACAGUAGGAGAAGACGACGAAGAGGAAGAGCUCAGUGACAAGCACCGUCGAAAGAAGGCCUCGCGACAGCAGAUUGUCGAGUCCGACGAUGAGGAUGAAUUCCAUGCAGUCCACCGAAAGAAGCAGAAGCCUGCGAAGAAGGCCUCGCGACAGCAGAUUGUCGAGUCCGACGAUGAGGAUGAAUCCCACGCAGUCCGCCAAAAGAAGCAGAAGCCUGCGAAGAAGGCGUCGCGACAGCAGAUUGUCGAGUCCGACAACGAAGACAAUCACGUCUCUUUGCACCCGCAAGACUCUGCCGUGUUGGAAGAGAUGUCAUCCCAAGGCAAACCAAAGGCUCGUGCUGUAUCCAAUGGACCAGAUCAAGAGACCACCAACGAGUCCCAACAGCAGGAAUCUAGUGUACCGGACAAACGCCGGUCCACCCAGGCCAACACCAACGCUGGUACUAGUACCCAGGACUCUGUCGAAGACGACAAACUGCCGGACAGCUGGGAGGCAAUUGCAAUUAGUAUAGCCAACGACAUUGGGGCGAAACUCCAGCAAAAAUUUUCGACAGACACAGAUACCAUCACGGAUGAGAGAACACAAGAGGUAACACAAAUCCUCAAGGAUAGUAGAAAACGCUGGCGAAAAAUCUGUAGUCUCCCUAUAAGGAGCGACUACAACACUGUUUGGAAACGGUCGGCGGCAUUGCUAGAAGCAAAAUUUGAGUGGUUGACAAUCAAUUCGUCAAGAAGCAACCAACAACCAGCUGAGAACAGAGCAGAAACAGAUGAGGCUGCAAGCGCAACCUCGGGAAGAAAUGGCUCAGCAAGUCUCCAGGCUGCUGAGAAUGCCAACGAAGCUGACGCUGCAGAAGCCUCCACUAUACAUGCCUCAUCUGUACAUGGGUCUGAAGCUGCUUCGAACAAUGCCUCCAAUUGUACCGGUCGCUACCAAAGUGCCCACUCGUCCGAAGGUGGAAUUGUUGAAGACGGGCACGACAUGACAACUGUUCAAGCCAGUCCUCAAGGUCAUUCGGAUCCAUCAGGACAGUCACAUCGAGAGCCUGGUUCUGCACUGGAACUGAACCAGGAGAAUCACCAACUCCCACAGAUGGGUCAAGUGCACCCCCCGCCUCCCAAUCCCUGGGCGCAUCUGUUCUAUGGCCCUCCCUACUACAAGAAGGCAGGAUACAUAUUUGGUGAAUGGGAUUCGUAUGAGGUCAAAGAAGUUGAAGUGAACGAGGCCGGUGAAAUUGUAGACUCCUAG
This is a messenger RNA of Seminavis robusta, 3180 nucleotides long. Lineage: Eukaryota; Bacillariophyta; Bacillariophyceae; Naviculales; Naviculaceae. The record is from the annotation of a GenBank genome assembly.